CGCAGGGCGGAGCCGCGCAGUGCCGGUGCCGCUACGGGGGGCGGGGACUGGCCGUGCCGUAGCCGGUGUGUGGGGCGGAACCGUGGGGUGCCGGUCCCGGUACGUGGGACUGUACCGGUGCCGGUACGCGGGGCGGGACCGUGGGGUGCCGGUCCCGGUACGUGGGACUGUACCGGUGCCGGUACGCGGGGCGGGACCGUGCAGUGCCGUAGCCCGUGUGCGGGGCGGGGCUGCGCCGGUGCCGGUGCGUGGGGUGGAGCCGUGUUGUGCCGGUGCCGGUCCGCGGGGCGGGGACGAGCUGUGCCGUAGCCGGGGUGUGGAGCGGAGACGAGCGGUGCCGGUGCCGGUCCGCGGGGCGACGCGCCCCUAUGAGCCGGUGAGGCGGCAGCGGUGCGGGAGGGAUGGCGGCGGGCGGCGGCGGAGGGCGACCGCCGGGCCCCGACCCCGCGCUGGAGCCCUACGUGCAGACCCGCAUCUUCAAAAUCAUCGUGAUCGGAGACUCCAAUGUGGGCAAGACGUGCCUGACCUUCCGCUUCUGCGGGGGCACCUUCCCCGGCAAGACCGAGGCCACCAUCGGCGUGGACUUCCGCGAGAAGACGGUGGAGAUCGAGGGGGAGCGCAUCAAGGUGCAAGUGUGGGACACAGCUGGCCAGGAGAGGUUUCGGAAGAGCAUGGUGGAGCACUACUACCGCAACGUGCACGCCGUGGUCUUCGUGUACGACGUGACCAAGAUGAGCUCCUUCACCAACCUCAAGACGUGGAUCGAGGAGUGCAACGGGCACGCGGUGCCCCCGCUCGUCCCCAGGGUGCUCGUGGGGAACAAGUGUGACUUGAAAGACCUCAUCCAGGUGCCAUCCAGCCUGGCCCUCAAGUUCGCCGAUGCUCACAACAUGCUUUUGUUUGAGACAUCGGCCAAGGACCCACAGGAAAGCCAGAACGUGGACGCGAUUUUCAUGUGCCUGGUGUGCCGGCUGAAGGCGCAGCGCUCGCUGCCCUGCCGGGACACGGAGGGCUGGCCGGCGCAGCCCCAGCCGCACCCCCGGCGGCUGGACGAGGCCAGCGGGAAAGGCUCCUGCCCGUGCUGAGCGGGACCCGCCCGGACCCCAAUAAAGGCUCUGAGCCCCC
This is a messenger RNA of Pyrgilauda ruficollis (rufous-necked snowfinch), 1125 nucleotides long. It is a transcript of the gene RAB33A, whose product is annotated as RAB33A, member RAS oncogene family. The coding region runs from base 402 to 1085 and encodes 227 amino acids. Gene Ontology annotation, biological process: Rab protein signal transduction. Gene Ontology annotation, molecular function: GTP binding; GTPase activity. Gene Ontology annotation, cellular component: endosome; Golgi apparatus. The record is from RefSeq and is a predicted model, not a curated record. The transcript has 2 exons. Lineage: Eukaryota; Metazoa; Chordata; Aves; Passeriformes; Passeridae.